GAAUACCGCCUGCGAGUUCAGUGCGUCCGCGAUCGUCCGUCAAGCGGAGUUCGUCAACGUAGACAGUAGCUGCCAAAGUUAGCUACCACGUGCAGCCGGUAGCACCGAGAGUAAAGGACAAUUCUAAUUUCGUUUGAUGCUUUACUAAAAUUACAAGUCUUCUUCUUUCCGUUCUCGAAGUUCAGUACCAUGGAAAUAUAGUGUCGCAAUAUUUCAAUAUAUUUGGCUAUUUUUGCUUCUAGUGUAUUUUUAUACCUAACUCGGUUAAUCUUCUAUCCGGCUUUCGUUUUCUUAGUUUGAGUGGAAUUGCAAAAACCGAUGAUCAGUGAUUUAUAUAAAUAAGUGUGCGGUGAUACGGUUCAAAAUGCAGAUCCACGUAGUGAUGCUUUUUUGCGCUUUUACAAGCAUCACAAUACCGUGGACUAAUGGGUUCAACGUUGAGACUAAACACUGCACAAUUUACAAUUGGGCCGAAAAUUCCAUGUUCGGAUUUGCAGUUUCCGAACAAGUGGAUAGAUAUAAUCGUGGAUGGGUUAUAGUCGGUGCGCCAGCUGCCCAAACUAGGCAAGAGGGCGUGGAAAAAGGAGGUGCAGUAUACACCUGUCAUUUCGCUACUGACAACAACUGUUCGCAGAUCAACUUCGACCCAGAGGGGAACAUGUGGAACGCGAAACCAGGGGCGGCCUACCAAGUGGACAACAAAACGGCCCAAUGGUUCGGAGCGACAGUUUCAACGACGGACGAGGUGGACGGACCCAUACUGGCCUGUGCACCGAGGUACUUAUGGUUCACCAGUUCCUUCGCGGCACGAGAACCGGUCGGCACUUGCUACAUUACCAGCCACAGUUUUAGCGGUUCGAAAGAAUUCUCACCCUGCAGAACGAGACUCACGGGCUACCACAGGCAGGGAUCUUGUCAAGCUGGAUUGGGCGCCGCCCUCUCAAAGGAUGGUAAAAGAGCGUUCAUUGGUGCCCCUGGUAGCUACUACUGGCAAGGUCAGGUGUACUCAAUCGCCAGCGAAGCUGAAUUUGAAUAUUUACCCCUCGGACGCGGAUUCUUCGGAUCUGAAGGUCAAGUAUUUUCAAGUGGAUCGGGAGGUGAACCGCCGGUGUCAUUCACGAAGGAAAGCGGACCCGAAGAUGACGACUCUUACCUUGGCUACUCGGUCGCUUCGGGUGAUUUCGAAGGCAACGGAGAACAAGGAGCAGCCGUUGGUAUGCCCAGAAGCUACAAUCUACAUGGAAAGGUUGUACUACUAAGAUCGGACAUGACGACCUGGCACGCUAACUUGACCGGCGACCAGAUGGGCGCUUACUUUGGAUACUCGGUUAUUGCCUGCGACGUAAACGGAGACGGCCUGGACGAUCUGGUUGUCGGAGCGCCUAUGUUUACGAUAGAAGACGACCCGAAGAUGACCUAUGAAACCGGGAGGGUUCACAUAUUUUACCAAGGGAUGGUAGAGGAUCCUGUUCAGAAGUUCAGCGAGUCGGAAACCAGAGACGGCGUGGAGAACAGAGGCAGAUUCGGACUAUCCCUGGCUUCGCUGAAGGACAUUGAUCUCGACGGUUAUCAAGACUUCGCGGUUGGCGCUCCUUACGGUGGUCCGGACGGCCGGGGUGCGGUCUACAUCUAUCACGGUUCGAAGACCGGUGUUUUGGACAAGUACUCCCAGGCGAUAUACGCCUCGGUAAUGGAGCGGCCGGUCUCGACCUUCGGGUUUUCUAUCGCCGGCGGUAAGGACCUGGACGACAACUAUUACCCGGACAUCGUCAUCGGUGCUUACGAAUCCAGCAGCGCAGCCUUUUUCCGUUCGCGACCGGUAAUCAAGAUAGAAGCCUACGUGGAGUUCAUUUCUCAGUCCAAGUCCGUGUCGCUCGAGAAUCGAGAAUGCACCCUGAGUGACAGAACCACCGUGUCUUGUCUUAUGCUAAGUGCUUGCCUAAAGUAUACUGGCCGGGGGGUGGCACCGAUAUUCCGUUUCAACGUCGAGUACGUCCUAGACACGAAGAAGCCGAAUAACCCUCGGCUCUUCUUCAUCGAGCACGAAUCGAGGAGUUCGAUCAAUCAGUCGUUUGAACUGAGCAGCAACAAUUUGUUAUGCAAGAAUUUCAGCGUCUACGUAUCUCCGAAUAUCAGGGACAAGCUGACGUCGAUAGACGCCGAGAUGCGGAUCAGCCUAGUCGAGCAGCAAACCUUCGCCGAGGAAAGGCGAAACCCAUUGGCCGAGCUGAGACCGGUGCUCGGUGCGUCGACGUCGCAGCCCGACUCGAUCUCGAUAAUGAAGAGCUGCGGCCAGGACAACGUCUGCAUACCGAAUCUCGAGUUGUACGCGACAAAGAGCGUCGAGAAGUAUCUCCUGGGUUCCGGAAACAGGUUCGAACUCGAUAUCGUGGUACAGAACACGGGAGAGGACGCGUUCGAGGCUACCUACUAUCUGCAGUUGCCCAAAGCUAUCGACUACAUUAAAGUUGAGCAGAUCGACAAGAACGAGAUACUGGUACUAUGCUCGGCCCCGAACUUGAAGAACAACAACACGCUGAAAUGUGAGAUCGGUAACCCAAUGCCGAGUGAAAAGCUGGUCCACUUCAAAGUUAUACUUCAGCCGAUAACCACUCAGGAUAUGAAACUGAGCUACGACCUUGACAUGACCGUCAACACGACGAACCCCGAAGAAGAUGGGACUCGGGCGGACAACACCGUCCGUUUGACAAUGCCGAUUUGGGUACAGACCGAGCUCUUCAUCGAAGGUAAGAGCAAGCCCAAGGACCUGUACUUCAACUUCGAGAAUUACACGUCGGAAAACAUCACUACCGAAUUGGAAUUCGGACCGCUUCUUACGCACAAUUAUACCAUACGAAACGACGGUCCGUCCCAAAUUCUCGAGGGGGAGGCCUUCCUGAUAUGGCCAGCGCAGACCCUCGCCGGUGAAGAACUCAUCUACUUGCUCGAGCAGCCCGAGACAUCUGGAAGGAUCGAGUGCGCGACUGCAAACGCUAAUUACCUCAGUCUGACGCUCGACGACAAGCGCAGAAGACAGUCAUAUGCAGGUAUGGUCGGAGGAUACUCGAACGGUGGAAGCUUCGACAGAACCAAUCAGGUUACAGCGGAUGAAAGACGCUGGCAACAGAAUGAAGGUCAGACUAACGACGAUCUUCUGGUCGUGAAGAAUUCGAAGACGCAGACCAGCGGUGGAUACUCGAAGAGCCAUACGGCAUCCGAAAACUACAAAGUCGAAAGCGGUGGCCAGAACAAUUUCGCGGUUGAAGAUCGUUCUUUCAACGGCGGCGGAAGUCAGUCGACGGAAGUGUUCACGGGGUCGAAUGAGGGUUCGACUCAGAUCCACGGCACUAGAUUCGAGGAACCAAUGGAACCGGGAAUGGAAAGAGGUCAGAAGUACAAGAGCGAAACUACUUACUCGGAAACUCGUGGAAGUGGUAACAAUAAGAAUUUCGCAAUUGGAAGCGAUUCUGUCACCGGCGGCGGAAGUCAAUCGAUGGAAAUUUUCACGGGGUCGAACGGAGGGGCUACUCAAAUUCAGGACACUAGAUUCAAGGACUCUGUUGAACCAGGGAUGGAAAACAGGAAUCAAUUCGGCGACAUCACCUACGCAGAGACUCGUCACAGCACUAGGCGCAACCAUUCCGGAGGAUUUCAGCACGGAUGGAACGACAUGCGAGGUACGGAGGAGAAAGUUAGCGGGACAAACGUGAAUCGCGACGGAUAUUUCAGAACGGGAAUUUACGACAGUGGAAACAGAGGACAGGUUGAAACGGAGGAGACAAUCAAUCUGAACAACGGACAGGAAUAUUCACCGAUCUACAAAGACCGAAGCGAGCAUUCAAGGAGCGGUGACAACUCGGAACGUGAAAACUUCUCCGGAGCAUCGGGACGAGUGAUUACGGAAAACGGCGAACAGCGCCAGUGGGGGAGUUCCAGGAUCCCAAACGUCGCGGUUUCCCAGGAACUGGAAAAGUUUUUCUCGAAUAUAAACCGGGAGUCCACGGCUAUAGCGACAAACACAAGAAACGGGAUGGAGUAUGUCCAGCUUGAGAGUCGGUUCAGGGUGGCCAACGGCAAGGCUUACAUCCAGUUCAAAAACGGCGAAGUUUUCGAGCUCCUAGACAGUCGUGGAAGCCCGAGCUAUACCUCGAGUCAGGAACAAGAUAGCCGGUGGCAAAGUCGCGAAGGUCGCUUGGAAGGUGGCACGGACGGUCUCGUCUACGUCGUGCUUGCGGACGGCCGCAAGUUCCGUAUUCCAGGAACUUACACGUACCAGCGAAAGGAGACCAUCACCAUCGGCGGCGGAGUCCCGCAGGAAUCAGUUUCCGGAAACUGGGCAUACGGGAGGCAGAUUACCCACACUGGAGAAUCCGCAGGGAACGGUGGAGGUUUCGGUGCCGAGGGUAACGCCUGGCGACAGGAGUCAUCGUACGAGUCAACUUACGACUCGGGACGGAAGGUGGUUAGCGGAACGCGGAGAGUUGGUUUUGAGGACCAGGGUGAAUUCAGCGGUGACAACGUCCCCGCCACCAGAACCGACGAACGUAUCAGGAGCCGAUACCGGAGGGAGACUGACGACCUGAAUAUCGCCGAGUUCAGGAAAUUCGAACACCGUAGGACCGGCAGAAAUCGCAGGGCCGACGAGCCUGAGCUCAAAGCUGAGAAUAUCGAGGAGGGGCGGGUUCAGAUGUGCAAAACCGCAAAGUGCGUUAACCUUCGAUGCACGAUUGGGCCGUUGCUCAAGAACGAGGAAGUUUGGAUCGCCAUGCGGUCGAGGAUCAAGGCUAAAACGCUCAAGGAAAUUGCGUUCAACGACAAAGUCGAACUCUCCACUCAGCUCGUUGCCCGCGUCACGCGUCAACCCUUCAUCGGCGACCUUGCUAAACCGAUCGACAAAAGCUACGAAAUAUUCACCACCGUAUAUCCGAGCGCUUCUCCCAGCGCACCUGACGUUAUACCAUUAUGGAUUGUCGUCCUGUCGGCUUGUGCCGGCGCAAUUAUUCUCUUGCUACUCAUCUUCCUACUCUACAAGUGUGGCUUCUUCAAGAGAAACCGGCCGACCGACGCAGCCGAGAGGCAGCCGCUGCGAAACGGUAACUACGACCAAUAAACUGCGCAGCACUGAUUGUUUACUCCGCCGCUAAUCGAAGCACUCCUCCAAAGAUGGUUUUCCAAACUGCGAUGAUAUGUGUCCUUGGCCAUCCAAGGAACACGGCGCGUGACGCCGACACUUGUAUCCUUGCGAAGUGGGGAAUGUUGCCGUUCAAGUUCACGUAAAAUAUGUGAACUAAUACGCGAUCGAUCGGCCAAAACAGAAAUCGCGAACAAUCCGAUUCUUAGGGAUAAACAAACGCUCGUAUCUUCUUGGUAUUCAGAGUACACAACCCAUCUUACACUCGUGUUUUGAGAAGCAUUCUUCCAUUGGCACCGCGACACUUGACACACUAUAUCACAGUCACCACUUGCCUUUACCCGUAGUUUUAAUUCCGUUGCUUUCGCAAAUACGCAUUAUGUGUAGAAACACGGUUCGUCACUUCGUGCCGGUCGGAGCAACACUGACGGAUUUGAUCGCCAACCCAAAGUUCCGAGAUGGCGCAUUCGUCGAUUUUCAAAUUUUAGCAGAGUUCGGAACCGUCUUGAGUCGAAAUUUAGAAUACUGGGAUACACAAUUCAGAAGUCAUUUUACUUAAUGUCGACGCGUACGACGAGCCUUUGAACUAGAUCUGAAUACCGCACUGUUUCACUUUACUACGAUGAAAUGUCACAGGGAAUAUUUCACCCGCUAUUAAUCACUGCAAAUUAUUAUUUAAUUACCGUGAAUCGUGUUCUUUUUACUUAUUUUAUUUUUUUUAAACAAUGAACUCUAAUCGAACGAACGACUGUUUUAUACAUUACAAUAAUAUAUUUUGAUAUUUACAAUAAUCGAAACGAGUGCCUUGAUAUUCGAACGAAAAUAAUUUUGAAUUCUAUGAUGAGAAUGAGAGAAAGAGAAUUUCACUAGCAAUUUAUAAUCACUUAUUGUACUGCCAAUGAAACUCCCUCCAGCUCCUGUAGCUCUCUUUUCAUUACAUGUAAUAUUAUAUGAGUUUCUAGUCAGAAACGUUUUUUUUAUUAUUCGGUAAUUAUUAAACAGGCUGUAGUCUCGGACAUUGAACUAAAAAUCUUUAAAAAGAAAAAAGAUAACAUCAAAAUACGUUUAGAAAUCGAAUAUACAUGUAUAUACUUACUAUUAUUAUUGUUAUUUUGUAGACAUUUCGCUCUGCACGCGUAUUAAUUUAAGUAUCAUUUACCGGCAAGAACAUUUCACUAUUUUUGCAUCUCAUACUCGUAAGUCUUAACAAUAAAAUUAAAAAUAUAAGAACACACAUAUUGUGUCUUGCUGAUAAAGCAUCACAGUCCCUUUGCUCAGAAGCUGGGGGGAGUAUAAAACAUAAUAUAAUAAUUUAUUAAAAUUACGUAUUUGUAUAGCGAAUGAUCGAAUGAUGAUAUACUUACUGUGAGAUAUACAGGGUGCCUCGUAUAACUCGCGUAUUGUAAUCCCGUCGCGGUGUUUUAAACGAAAAAUGAAAACAGCAAAGUUUGAUUGAAAUUUCUACGAUACAACAAAACUCGUUUUUUCCUCACCUCCGAUUGAAUCAAAGUGUGAAAGUUGGUAGUUUUUAACGUUGCUGAUUAUGCAAUUGGGGAAAUCAAAAAGACGACUCCAACAUGACGUUCAAAAAUGGAAAAGAAAUUACUUGGCUUAAGCUAAACUCUAUUUGAGAACGCUGAUAGUUUACAAUCCUUAUUGUUCAUGGAAAACGCUGCUACGGGCUUCCUAUACGCGAGUUACGUGACACCCUGUAGAGGCACACGCCUCGUGUAUGUAUGUAAAUUAUUAAUUCAUUACUAAAAUUAGGAAUGAUUAGUCUUACACGCAAUAAUAAUAGCUUAUACAUAUAUAUAUAUACUCAUAAUAGUGAAUAUCAAUGUUUUUGUUCUUGGCGAUAAAGAACCGUAGAUAUACAUGUAAAUACAGAAUAAGCGUUAUUAUUAAAACAAUAAUUAAUAAUACAAAAAAAAAAAAAAAAAUUACACGUUUCAUUACCUUUCACCCACCAAUUUUUUGAUGAAUAUUUGAUGAAUAGACAAACCGAUUAUUCGAAUGGGAAGAAAAUUGUUGCAAAAAUGUUGGUUCGAACAACAGAACUCGCUCUAUUUAUAUAUUUUUACUUUUAAUACUGUACGUUCAAUGUUUUCGUCCACAAUUGACGAAAAAAAUGGAAGAGCGCGGAUAAUUUUAAGAUAUAGGUAUAUACAUAUAUAUCUAUUACACGAUGUAAUGUGAUUUUUUGUUUAUUGAAAAUCAUAAUGACAUACCGAUAACAAAUAAAUGCACGAUUACCGCUAACAUUACGUAUUAACAGGUUUUUUUUUUUUUUCUUUCUAAAUGUCGCUUCACAGUGUACGUGUGACACACUUGUCACAAUUGGUAAGUUCCACAGCGGUAAAUAAUGAUAAUAAUGAUGGUAGUAAAAAUCGUAAUAGUAAUAACAAUAAGAAUAAGAAUAAUAAGUAAAUUUAUCCAAAUAUCCGAAAAUAUACUGUAUAGUAUUUUUGUUUUUUAUGGUAGGUACGCUUUGACCAAUUUUUUGUUUUUUCUUUUUCAUUGUCAAAAUUCAUAUAAAAGUAAUCUACAAUUUGUAUACCAUUAGUUUGUAAAAUAUACAUGUUAUUUCGUUACCAUGUGCAUUUUUUAUUUUUUGUAGAUACGGUUGAUUGGUCUUGUUUUUAUCUUUGUUCAAUCGAAGAAAACAGGCUCUUGUAAUUUUACAUUCAACAGGAUAGCGAGCGAAUUAUUGAACUCCAGAAAUAAAGAUGCGUAUAAACAACAGUUUACAUAAAAUUCGAUUAAUUUAAAGGGAGCGAAAUUAACUGAA
Messenger RNA from Neodiprion fabricii, 7919 nucleotides. It is a transcript of the gene if, whose product is annotated as integrin alpha-PS2. The transcript has 12 exons. NCBI's taxonomy places the organism in Eukaryota, Metazoa, Arthropoda, Insecta, Hymenoptera, Diprionidae. The record is from RefSeq and is a predicted model, not a curated record. Gene Ontology annotation, cellular component: external side of plasma membrane; integrin complex. Gene Ontology annotation, molecular function: integrin binding. The coding region runs from base 365 to 5110 and encodes 1581 amino acids. Gene Ontology annotation, biological process: integrin-mediated signaling pathway; cell-cell adhesion; cell adhesion mediated by integrin.